ACCAGCGCCGCCCUGGGGAGAGAGAGAGCGAGGGAGAGAGAGAGAGAGAAAACCAAGCCCCCCUCCUCCACCCCUUCACACUCCCCACCUAACAACAACCUCAGCCCCGCAGCUAGGCUCUCUCAGAACGACCCCACCCCGCCCCCAACCCCCCUCUGAGAGAGGGGACGGAGCGAGACACACUAAGGAAGAAGAAGAAAAAGGAGGGGGAAAAAAUCGAAGAAGACCGCUUCGGGUUGCCCUCAAUCCGGGCCUACUAAUGCUGUAGCGGCGAGAGGAAGAGCGACGACAACGCACUGAUUGAGGAGUCGGCGUCGCGGGGUGGACCAAGGCGGAACCCGGAGGGGAACACGACGCUAGUUCAUUCGCUUGCUCGUCACCAUCAUGGGAUGUACGCUGAGCGCCGAGGAGCGAGCCGCUCUGGACCGGAGCAAGGCCAUCGAGAAGAACCUGAAGGAGGACGGGGUGGUGGCCGCCAAGGACGUCAAGCUGCUGCUGCUCGGCGGUGGAGAGUCCGGCAAAAGCACCAUCGUCAAACAAAUGAAGAUCAUCCACGAAGAUGGCUUCUCCGGGGAUGACGUGAAGCAGUACAAACCUGUGGUCUACAGCAACACCAUCCAGAGUUUGGCAGCCAUCCUGCGAGCCAUGGACUCGCUGGGAAUCGAGUUUGGAGACAAGGAUCGAAAAGCGGAUGCUAAGCUAGUGUGUGACGUCGUGAGUCGCAUGGAGGACACUGAGCCAUACUCUGCGGAGCUUCUCUGCGCCAUGAAGCGCGUUUGGGCUGACGCCGGGACUCAGGAGUGCUUCAACCGGGCCCGCGAAUACCAGCUCAACGAUUCGGCCCAAUACUACCUGGACAGUUUAGACCGGAUCGGGGCUGCAGACUACCAGCCCACAGAGCAGGAUAUUUUGAGAACCCGAGUGAAGACCACCGGCAUUGUGGAAACUCACUUCACCUUCAAAAACCUCCAUUUUAGGCUCUUUGACGUGGGAGGUCAAAGGUCGGAAAGGAAGAAAUGGAUCCACUGCUUUGAGGAUGUGACUGCCAUCAUUUUUUGUGUGGCCCUGAGUGGUUAUGACCAGGUGCUCCAUGAGGAUGAAACAACUAACCGCAUGCACGAGUCCCUCAUGCUGUUCGACUCCAUCUGCAACAACAAGUUCUUCAUCGACACCUCCAUUAUCCUUUUCCUCAACAAGAAGGACCUCUUUGCGGAGAAGAUCAAGAAGUCGCCGCUGACGAUCUGUUUUCCCGAAUACACAGGUGCUAACACUUACGACGACGCCACCGCAUACAUUCAGGUUCAGUUUGAGAGUAAGAACCGAUCUCCCAAUAAGGAGAUCUACUGUCACCUGACCUGUGCCACGGACACAGGGAACAUCCAGGUAGUGUUCGAUGCUGUCACCGACAUCAUUAUCGCAAACAACCUGAGAGGGUGCGGCUUAUACUGAGCACGGCCGUUCUUGCAGAGAGUGUGAGGCGUUAUAUCAUUUUCAUGGUACUUUAAAAAAAAAAAAAAUUACACACAACAGAAAAAUAUGUAAUUCAACACGUCCGAAAUGGACCCAAAGAGCUGCCACCAGAUAUGUCGGAUUCAUGUUAUGAUUUUGUUCCCUUCCUCUUCUCACGAGUUCAUGAGCCCCAGUUUUGUCUUUGAGUGUUUGAAUGGUUUGCUGAUGAGCGUAUACAAACAACCAAGGGGGGG
Molecule: messenger RNA, 1703 nt
Organism: Syngnathus typhle (broad-nosed pipefish)
Lineage: Eukaryota; Metazoa; Chordata; Actinopteri; Syngnathiformes; Syngnathidae
Gene: gnao1b
Product: guanine nucleotide binding protein (G protein), alpha activating activity polypeptide O, b
Exons: 8
Coding region: 385-1449 (354 amino acids)
Biological process (GO): G protein-coupled dopamine receptor signaling pathway; adenylate cyclase-modulating G protein-coupled receptor signaling pathway
Cellular component (GO): heterotrimeric G-protein complex
Molecular function (GO): mu-type opioid receptor binding; GTP binding; G protein-coupled serotonin receptor binding
Source: RefSeq, a predicted model, not a curated record